CACAAAUGUCAAUGGUUAAGCACACUUUAAAUAUACAUUUUCAUGCUUUCAUCACUAGUGUCAGAAAAUGAAGUUGCAGAAUUUCUAAACAUUUUGAGGAAGAGUGAGUAUAGCAUCAUCAAACAGCUCAACAAAACCCUUACAAAAAUUUCUGUUUUAGAAUUGAUGCCGUCAUCUAAGGUUCAUCUUGACACAUUGCUCAAAGUCUUGAAAGAGGCCUAUAUGCCUAAGAACAUUGAUACUCAAAAGUUUGGGACUGUGGUUGGGGCAAUCUUAGCUCCAAAUUAUAUUAAUUUCAGUGAUGAUGAGAUUCCCGAUGAAGGAAAUGGGCAUACCAAGGCUCUUCACAUUUCUUUGAAAAUAGAUGAGUCUCACAGUAAUCAAUGCAAUACAAUGGUUUGUGCUUUUGACGGAACAAAGAGGAAUGUGGCUGGAAAGAUUGAGCUUCUAGUGGAAAUUGGCCCUAUGACUUUUGACGUGGAAUUCUUUGUUAUGGACAUUUCUCCUGCUUUUAAUAUGCUCCUUGGGAGACCUUGGAUACAUGUUGUUGGAGCAGUACCAUCCACUUGGCAUCAAAAAGUCAAAUACAUUAUUAAUGGCGAGGAAGAACACGUCAUCCGAAAUGCUACAACCAUUCCUUACUUCGGAAUUGAUCCUGGAACUUAUGAAUCCUCUUAUCACUUAAUGGAGUGUGCUGCUGCUUCUUAUAUACAUCCAAAGUUUAGAGGGGAACGGGCUAAAAUGGCUAAACCUGCCAAGGUUGCUGCUAAGAUCAUGCUUUCAUGUCAUUACCAGUUGGCAAAGGGUUUGGGAUUGAAUGGACAAGGAAUUCUCGAGCCUAUUGAGGUAAUUCAAGCUUGGGGCACUUUGGCUUGGGAUACAAGUCGAAGAAGGAAGAUUGGCAGAGAAUAUCUAGAGGGUACUAUUUUCACUAAUAGAUUGCUUGAAAUUGGGGAAUGUUCAAAACAAGCAAAGUUUGAGGAAGUGGUUGUGGAAGAUGUCACUGAUGAAAUUUCAUCUGAUGAUGAGGAAGAUAGUUCUGGUUUCAAUGACCUCUUCGGGCUAGCCAACAUGACAGAUCCUAAGGAAAGGUGGAGAAGGAUGCUCGUUGAAAGGGCAUUUAUGGAGAAGCACCCCAACUUCCAUCUUGUUCAUCAUGCAAAAGCUCCAAUGGGAUCACAUGAGUCUGUACCUCUUGAAACAGUGAAGGAAAAAUCACUAUGUGACUCGUGGGGAAAUUUGACUAUAAAUGCUCUAGAUGAGGAAGAACUUGAAUUUGAUAAGGGAAUUUCUCUAGUUAAUGGAAGCUCUUAGGCUAAUUGGACAACGGAACUUCUCCCUAUAGCUUUCAUCUUUGAGUAAGAAAAGUCAGCCUCUAGUAGUUCUGCUUGUGACUACAUAAAGGGAGGGAUUCAGCAAGCACUUUUAUAUUUUUUGAAAUUUAUGUUAUCAUGCCUCUGGUAUUCCCUUGCUUUCCUUUUCAAUGAAACAUGUUGCAAUCC
Molecule: messenger RNA, 1502 nt
Organism: Rubroshorea leprosula
Lineage: Eukaryota; Viridiplantae; Streptophyta; Magnoliopsida; Malvales; Dipterocarpaceae
Source: the annotation of a GenBank genome assembly